This is a messenger RNA of Zingiber officinale, 5418 nucleotides long. Its product is annotated as formin-like protein 3. NCBI's taxonomy places the organism in Eukaryota, Viridiplantae, Streptophyta, Magnoliopsida, Zingiberales, Zingiberaceae. The coding region runs from base 1125 to 4886 and encodes 1253 amino acids. The transcript is spliced from 18 exons. The record is from RefSeq and is a predicted model, not a curated record.
ACUGCGGCUUUUGGGCGUCCCCAGUAGACUCGUUCCCGCUCCAUCGUUCCCCUUCGCUGCUCGAUCCAGAUCCGCUUCGGUUUCGCUUUCCACCCCCGAUCUGAUUGGAAUCCUCCGGUGGUGCCGCCGCCCUCCUUCUUCGUCUCCUCCUGGUCGAUCCGCAAACUCGUCUCCUCCCGACGGCGAACCGCCCCCUCCUCUCGCCGCCGGUAGACAGCGGUAAUCUCUUUUGCCUCGUCCUCCAGUCCUCCUCUCUGUUACCGGACAGGAAAUCGAUCGAGAUUCACCUCCCCCUCCUCCGGUUCUCCAGCUUGCGCGCGACCAUUACAGUCCCAAGUUCUCCAGCACGAGGCCACCCGGCGGCGGCGGCCACUGCCCUUCCAUUCCCGCGGAACACUGUCGUCGCAGUCUCGGCUCCGGUGAGAAUCGGAGAGUUCACCGAGGUUCUCAAAGCGGCUACUUUACAUAAUCCCAUCUCAAAGUGGAUAAUUGAUGAAAGUAUAUUUUUUUGUCAGCUAGCUCUAUUUUUGUAAACAAAAAAUUGGGAACAAUUCCUAUUGUUUCCUUCUGAAAUUCAAAGGUAGCAAUUGAGAAGUUGCAUCCUUACAAUUACUUUUUCUCUUCAAGGCCAUAGUCUUUUACAAAAUAUAAACCGGCAUCGACUAGAUUUACUUCCAUAAUUUGUUUAGUCAAUAUCUUUGUUUAAUUCCUAUGGUUCCCAAGUAAUUUUUAGAAACAUACUUAUACUGACAGCCUCUCCAAGUUGGCCUCUCGGACAUCAUUUGCUUUGACCUCCUUGUGCAAUUAAUGCACAUGUAAUUACUGCUUGCUGACAGAACUUCAAGUUGAGACUCUUAAGUGCCUGGCAUAAGCAUUUAGUUAUCAAGCCUUUAAAGGAAAAAUUUUUGGUAAAUUUUCCUGAAAAUAUGCUUGAUAUCUCCAUUUGACAUUAUCAGUGCUGUGUUUGUUAUUACAGGGAUACAGUUGAAAUUUGAAGUAGUACCUGCAUAUGAUUUGAUGUUCAGCGCUAUGUUGUAACUAAUAUUAUAGGUCGUCUCUUUGCGGCAUAAGUUAACUUGACCUGCAUUCUCUACCUACGCAGCCAAACAAGUAUCUUUUCUCAGAUGUCCUUCUUUACCAGGUUCUUUUACAAAAGACCACUUGAUGGUUUGCUAGAAUUUCUGGACAGAGUUUACAUUUUUAAUUCAUGCUUCUCAACUGAGGUCCUACCUGAUGGAUUAUACAAUAUCUAUUUGCAUGAAAUUGUCACUGAACUGCAUGAAGAGUAUGCUGGUUCUUCUUUCCUCGCAUUCAACUUUAGGGAGGGAGAAAAAAGAAGUCAAUUUGCAGAAAUUUUAUGCCAAUGCGAUGUUACUAUAAUUGAAUAUCCACACCAUUUUGAAGGCUGUCCACUUCUUCCUUUAUUGCUUGUUUAUCACUUCCUUCGAGUCUGUGAUUAUUGGCUGUCUCUCAGGGAUAAUCAGAAUGUUAUACUGCUACACUGUGAAAGAGGGAGCUGGCCUUUGUUAGCAUUUCUUUUAGCUUGUUUUUUGACUUAUAGAAAAUUGCAUAGUGGCGAUCAGAGAACUCUAGAUGUUGCAUAUAGGGAGGCUCCUAAAGGCCUUCUGCGGCUUUUGUCUCCAUUGAACCCAUUACCAUCUCAGCUGCGAUACCUGCAGUAUGUUGCUAGAAGGAAUAUCACCCCACAAUGCCCCCCUGUGCAACGGGCUCUUUCUUUAGACUGUCUUAUUCUUCGAGGUGUUCCAAUCUUUGACUCAGAUAAUGGCUGCAGACCACUAAUCCGUAUUUCAGGACAGAAUAUCCACAAAAGUGAUGGCCUUUUUGUGGGCACGCUUUGUAUGACGUCCAAGAAGAAACCUUUAUGUCGCUACCAACAGGACGAGUGUGAUGUUAUAAAAAUUGAUAUCCAAUGCCUAGUACAGGGAGAUGUUGUUUUGGAAUGUGUCCAUCUUGAUUUAGAUCCAGAGAGGGAAGUCAUGAUGUUUCGUAUGAUGUUCAACACUGCUUUCAUCCGAUCUAACAUACUCAUGCUGGACUAUGAUGAUGUGGAUACACCCUGGGAUGCAAAUAACCAGUUUCCGAAAGGCUUUCGGGCAGAGGUGCUGUUUGGUGAUAUCGGUAACAUCGCUCCUAGAGCUCCAACUGUGGCUUUUAAUGGAGACGUAAAAGGUGGAUUGCCUAUAGAGGCUUUUGCAAAGGUACAAGAACUUUUCAAUGGCGUUGAGUGGCUUGAAAGAAGUGAUGAUGAUGCAUUCUGGCUGCUUAAACAAAUAUCAACAAAUGCACUGCAAGAAAAACUUGAAAAGCUGAUUUUAACAGAUACUAAGGAGAUUUCAACUAUUCAAAGUAAAGCGGGUUUACAGAUGUCUCUAAUGUCAACGUCGGAAUCUGAUGAGGAAAAAGAUUCUGUAACUUCAGAUUCUGUUUCUUCAGUGGACAAUGAAAAGGUUCAACAUGUCUCAAGCACCAGCAUAGACAUGGAAAACGAACUCGGCAUUUCCAAGGAUUCUCAACUUAAAGAUUCCCAGCAGCCCAUUUCCAGAAUUGCUGAUCUUGGCACAAGCCUCCAAGUGCCACUGUUGGUGUCACCUUCAGUUUCUCAAUCUUCUGAGAGGAAUCUUGAGUCUAGAGAAUCAGAAAGACCAAUUUCUAUUCCUCAAGCUGCUGCACCACCUGCACCUGCAUUUCCACAUCCAUCCACUAAGUCAUCUAGUAAAGAUUCCUUUCUACCAUUGUUACCUCCUCUUUCUUCCUCCAUGGUUAAUAUACUUUCAGUACCACCACCACCUCCUCCCCCUCUUGUUCAAAGUAAAUGUCUCAAUCCGAAGCAAUUGCUUCCGUCUUCACCUUUGCCGCCACCUCCACCACUUCCUCCUCCUCCCACUCAAAGUAAACGUCUUAAUUCAACUCCAGGUUCUCCCCCUCACCCUACAUUCACAUCUAAUAAAGAUGUGAAACAAACUCCAUCACCACCGCUGCCACCACCACCACCACCACCACCACCACCUCCUCCUCCUACCCAAAAUAAAUGCCUCAACACAACACCUCCAUCACCAUCGUCGUCACCAUUAGCUUCUAUUCAAACUAAAUGUCGCAAUCCGCCGCCGCCACCACCACCUCCUCCUGCUUUGUCUGCAUUCACAUUCAAUAAAAAUCUUCAACGGAUUCCCCCUCCCCCUCCUCCUCCUUCAAUGUCAUCUAGUAAAAGGCCCUUAUCUGCGUCACCUACUAAUCCUCCUCAACCACCACCUCCACCUCCACCUCCACCUCCUUCUAUUAAAUUGAACAAGGUUCCUGGCCAUGCUCUCCCAUCUGUUCCUCCAGUUGCAUCUACCAGAGCUCCAUUGCCUCCUCCUCUUCCCCCUCCUCCUCAAAAUGGAAAAGGGAAUAUUCCACCCCCAUCAGCUCCUCUUAAAUCCAGUAGCAAAUUUGUGCCUCCACCACCACCUCCAGUGCCAAAGCCUCCUGGAAUUGUGCCUCCUCCUCCACCACCCUUGCAAGGAGGGGUUCGUAGAGUUCCAGGUCCACCACAGCCUCCUGGACUGAAGGAUUUCAAUACUCUAGCACCACCUUCUUCAUUGCUAGGCAAAGGAAGACUAACUGCUCCGAGUUUUGGAAAUGUUCGUGGAUCUUUGCAGUCUAUUCCACCAAAGAAAACUUCAUUGAAGCCAUUACACUGGGUGAAGGUUACCCGAGCAACACAAGGAAGUCUUUGGGCUGAUUCUCAGAAGCAUGGAAGUCAAACCAGGGCACCUGAGAUAGAUCUAUCUGAAUUAGAAAGCCUCUUCUCAGCAACAGUUGUUACCAAUGAACGUGGGCGGGAUAGGAUUGGAGCACAAUGUGGUUCUGGCACCAAUAAGUCUGAGAUUGUUCAUCUGAUUGAUAUGCGCAGGGCAAAUAAUUGUGAGAUUAUGCUUACAAAAAUCAAGAUGCCUCUUUCUGUUAUGAUUACUGCCGUUUUAGCUUUGGAUUCCUCAGUUUUGGACAUAGAUCAAGUGGAAAAUCUGAUCAAGUUUUGUCCUACAAAAGAAGAGAUGGAGAUGCUAAAGAAUUAUACAGGCAACAAAGAAAUGCUAGGACCAUGCGAACAGUUUUUUAUGGAGCUAAUGAAGGUUCCCCGUGCAGAGUCCAAAUUAAGGGUUUUCUCUUUUACAAUUACGUUUUCCACUCAGGUGAAUGAGCUGCGGGGAAAUUUGAAAACAAUCAAUGAUGCAACUAGAGAGGUUAAAGAGUCUCCGAAAUUGCGGCAAAUAAUGCAGACUAUUCUUACAUUGGGUAAUGCCUUGAAUCAAGGCACUGCUCGAGGCUCUGCUAUUGGAUUUAGGCUAGACAGUCUUCUGAAAUUGUCAGAUACUCGAGCAAGAAACAACAAAAUGACAUUGAUGCACUAUUUAUGCAAGCUUCUCGCAGAGAAAAUGCCAGAGUUGCUUGAUUUUGAUAAAGACUUGAUUCAUUUGGACGCAGCCUCCAAGAUCCAGUUGAAGAUAGUAGCUGAAGAGAUGCAAGCUGUCAGUAAAGGUCUUGAAAAAGUUGAACAGGAACUCAAUGCCUCUGGAAAUGAUGGUGAUAUAUCAAUGGGUUUCAGAGUGGCCUUGAAAAAUUUCCUUGAUGUUGUUGAAGCCGACGUAAGGUUCCUUACAUCAUUAUAUUCCGAGGUGGGAAGAAAUGCAGAUUCCUUGUCUCAAUAUUUUGGAGAAGAUCCAGCCCGUUGUCCCUUUGAGCAAGUUACAUCAAUUUUAGUAGUCUUUGUAAAUACGUUCAAGAAAUCUCGUGAAGAGAAUGAACGAAAUGAUGAAGCUGAAAAAAAGAAAAUGGAAAAGGAGGCAUUGAAAGAAAAAUCAAAAACUCCUGCCAAACAACAUUGAGAUUUCACUUGAAAGCUUUCGUACCUUGAGCCAGAAAAAUCCACAGUGCAGCAGAACCACCAAACAAGUCAGCCAAUUAAAUGUUGGCAUGCGAUUAUAGUUAUGGUCUUUUGAGGUCUAUACUAUUUGGAGGAUGGUUAUGAUAAAGCUGCCAGUUACUCUGAGACACUAAUCUAUCAACAUUCUUAUGAAAAACUGCAAAGUUAGGUUGCAUAAGCUGUUCAAUGGUAAUUCUCUUAUCUUUGUUUAGAAACAAUUUAACUUAUGCACGUAUAAUACAUUCUCCCUGCUUGAACACCGAUUUCACCUCUUAGAUGAGUUGCAAAUGAAGGCACAUGCAUCUGACAUAGAAACUUGGAAUCCCCGCUUUUCUUUUCUUUUUUUUCCUCACUUUUUGCCACAGAAGCCUUGAGAUAUAGAUCAUGCUAUGGUUGGGAUGCACUGUUAUGAUUAGUUAUAUGCUUUAGCAGCAUGUAAAGUAGAAGUGUUGUAGGUACACAUCUAUGAUUCCAACAUGUUUAUUAGCAAGUCA